Messenger RNA from Castor canadensis (American beaver), 1848 nucleotides. It is a transcript of the gene Slc6a18, whose product is annotated as solute carrier family 6 member 18. The record is from RefSeq and is a predicted model, not a curated record. Gene Ontology annotation, cellular component: plasma membrane. Lineage: Eukaryota; Metazoa; Chordata; Mammalia; Rodentia; Castoridae. Gene Ontology annotation, biological process: amino acid transport; sodium ion transmembrane transport; nitrogen compound transport.
AUGGCCCAGGCCGUGGGGCCAGGUCCGCUUGUGGACGACAGUGAGGAUGAGAGGCCCAAGUGGAACAACAAGUUUCAGUACCUCCUCAGCUGCAUUGGGUUUGCCGUGGGGCUGGGGAACAUAUGGAGAUUUCCAUACCUGUGCCAGACCUACGGAGGAGGGGCCUUCCUCAUCCCCUACCUCAUUGCCCUGGUCUUCGAGGGGAUUCCACUAUUCCACCUGGAGCUCGCCGUCGGCCAGCGCCUGCGGAGGGGCAGCAUUGGGGUGUGGAAGACCAUCUCCCCUUACCUCGGUGGAGUAGGCCUAGGCUGCUUCACAAUAUCCUUCCUGGUCAGCCUGUACUACAACACCGUCCUCACGUGGGUUCUGUGGUUCUUCCUCAACUCCUUCCAGCAUCCACUGCCCUGGAGCACCUGCCCGAUGAACCUCAACAGGACAGGGUUCGUGCAAGAGUGCCAGGGCAGCAGCACCGUGAACUACUUCUGGUACCGGAAGACGCUAAACAUCACGGCUGACAUCAGUGACAGUGGUAAUAUCCAGUGGUGGCUGCUCCUCUGCCUGGCCACCUGUUGGGCGGUUGUGUACCUGUGCGUCAUCAGAGGCAUUGAGAGCACAGGCAAGGUGAUCUACUUCACAGCUUUGUUCCCUUACCUGGUCCUGACCAUCUUCCUCAUCCGAGGCCUGACCUUGCCAGGGGCAGCAGAUGGCUUGGUCUACCUGUUCACUCCCAAUAUGCACAUUCUUCAAGAUCCCCGGGUGUGGCUGGAUGCAGCCACCCAGAUUUUCUUCUCUCUGUCCCUGGCCUUUGGCGGACACAUUGCUUUUGCAAGUUACAACCCGCCCAGAAACAACUGUGAGAAGGACGCUGUGAUCAUCAGCCUGGUCAACAGCAUGACCUCCCUAUAUGCGUCCAUCACCAUCUUCUCCAUCAUGGGGUUCAAGGCAAACAAUGACUAUGGGCAGUGCCUGGACAGCAACAUCCUCAGCCUCAUCAAUGGGUUCGACCUCCCCGAGGAGAGCAUCCCCAGGGACAACUACUCAGCUGUCCUCAUGCUCCUGAAUGUCACCCAGCCGGAAAGGGUGGCCCAGCUGUCUCUGAAGGCUUGCCAGCUGCAAGACUUUCUGGAUAAGAGUGCCUCAGGCCCAGGCCUGGCCUUCAUCGUCUUCACAGAAGCCGUCCUGCACAUGCCCGGGGCUCCGGGGUGGGCUGUGCUCUUCUUUGGGAUGCUGUUCACCUUGGGCCUGUCCUCCAUGUUUGGGAACAUGGGCAUCAUCACACCACUCCUGGACAUGAAGCUCUUGCCCAGAGGCACACCGAAGGAGGCCCUGACUGGGAUGGCCUGCCUAGUCUGCUUCCUCUCGUCCACCUACUUCACACUGCAGUCUGGAAGCUACUGGCUGGAGAUCUUUGACAAUUUUGCAGCUUCUCUGAACCUGCUGAUCUUUGCCUUCUUUGAGGUGGUUGGGGUCAUCUACGUCUACGGAAUAAAAAGGUUCUGUGACGACAUUGAGUGGAUGACAGGGCGACGGCCCAACCUCUACUGGCGGCUGACAUGGCGGGUAGUGAGUCCCCUGCUGCUCCUCAGCAUCUUCCUGUCCUACAUCGCCCUCCUGGCCCAGAGGCCGCCCAGCUACAAGGCCUGGAAUCCCCAAUAUGAGCAGUUCCCCUUGCGGGAAGAGAAGUUCUACCCGGCCUGGGUGCAGGUUGUCUGCAUUCUUCUGUCCUUUCUGCCCAUGCUGUGGAUCCCAAUGACUGCACUGACUCGGCUGCUGGCCCGGCACAGACAGGGGCAGAGGGAUGCACAACCAGAUGCUGGUCCAAAGCUGCAGGACCACAGAGGCUGCUGA